This is a messenger RNA of Arctia plantaginis, 1860 nucleotides long. The record is from the annotation of a GenBank genome assembly. Lineage: Eukaryota; Metazoa; Arthropoda; Insecta; Lepidoptera; Erebidae.
AUGGGAAGUGAGCACUAUUGCCUAAGGUGGAACAAUCAUCAGAGCAACCUGUUGGGAGUAUUCAGCCAGUUGCUACACGACGAGAGUCUGGUUGACGUCACGCUCGCCUGUUCCGAUGGUGCAUCAAUUAGAGCUCAUAAGGUAGUGCUGUCUGCGUGCUCAUCGUACUUCCGAUCGCUGUUCGUGGACCACCCGUCCCGCCAUCCCAUUGUGAUCCUCAAAGACGUAGGCCUAGAAGAAUUGCGCACUCUCGUCGACUUCAUGUACAAGGGCGAAGUCAACGUCCAGUACUGCCAACUGCCCGCUCUCCUUAAAACAGCCGAGAGUCUUCAGGUCAAAGGCUUAGCGGAAAUGACUACCCUAAGUGCAGCCGGUAUUGACAAAAGAAAGGUUCCUGAAUCAAUGGAAGAGUGCCAACCUCAGGAAACAAGAGAUAGUGCAGAACCUCAUGAAAAUUUAGACGGCAGGGAACACAGAGAAAAAGAAGAACGGCGCGAACUAAGAGACACACGGGAAAUCCGUGAAAGGGAAAAUAAAGAAAGUCGUGACUGUCGAGAGAGUCACAUAAGAGACUCCCGAGAAACAAGAGACUUACGUGAACACAGAGAUAGAGAACCAAGAGAAUCUCGUGAUUUGCGAGAGACUCGAGAUAAUAGAGAUCCCCGCGAUUUAAGGGACUUACGAGAAGUACGCGAACACAGGGAAUUGAAAGAUAUUCCCCGUGAUCUGCGAGACCCUCGAGAUCCGAGGGAGUUGCGUGAAUGUAGAGAGCCUCGAGAUCAACGAGAUAUGCCCGAAGCGUCACCCCCUAGAAUAUCACCCUUAUUGUCAGUGCGGCGAUUUAAAACCGAAACUGCGGCUGAAACAUCGAUACUAACACAUCCUCCUAUACCAAAAGACGAGCCUCCUGAUGAACAUAUGCGCUCAUCUUCACCAGAAGAAGACACUGUAUCUAUAAGAUCAAAUGGCGCACAAAAUGAAAGCAUUGGUUUAAAUAUGACGAUAAACAGUCACAGUAGUGGUGUUCUGGGCCCUCACUAUUCGCCAGUAGAGCAAAGGAUAAGUGUAUUAAAUGCAAUACCUCACCCAGGACUGACGCAUCCAUCUCAUCCAUCAUUGCCUAGUCCCAGAAGUGGAGUGGAGCCAAUAGCUGGGCCCUCUGGGUUACCUCCAGUUCAACAAGUACCCUUGUCACUGAAGAAAGAGGUGGACUGGGACAGGAGCAAUGAAGACAAGAGUGGAGAGACAUCAUCAGAAUAUAGAAUGCAACAUGAAUCUGAGUACGAUGGGUCCGGUAGGGGACGGAUUGAUGAAGGGGAGAGAGGUUAUCCUUGCAUACACUGCGGUGCGGCGUUUCCACAUCAGAGCAAACUGACCAGGCAUAUAUUGACGACGCACACUUUAGAUACACUGAAGUACCGUGAUGCCAUACUUGGUAGGCCAAUGGGUCUGCCAAUGAUAGGACAGUUUACUGACCCUAUGUAUAUGACCAUGCACACAGAAGAAUCUCCUAUUGAUUUGGACAUAGGGCCUGUUGAGCCUGGGAAUGUAGUAUUGUGCAAGUUUUGUGGCAAGAGCUUUCCAGACGUUUCUUCUUUAAUAACCCAUUUACCAGUUCACACGGGCGAUAGACCAUUUAAAUGUGAAUUCUGUGGGAAGGCGUUCAAGUUACGGCACCACAUGAAAGAUCACUGUAGAGUUCAUACAGGUGAACGACCGUUUCGUUGUGGACUCUGCGGCAAGACGUUCUCCCGAUCCACUAUUCUGAAAGCUCAUGAAAAAACUCACUAUCCAAAAUACGCACGCAAAUUUCUUUCACCCAGUCCUGUUGACACGGAGGAAGAAAGUCCGCAUCAAUGA